Myxocyprinus asiaticus (Chinese sucker) is the source of this 4512-nucleotide messenger RNA. Its product is annotated as rho GTPase-activating protein 6-like. Lineage: Eukaryota; Metazoa; Chordata; Actinopteri; Cypriniformes; Catostomidae. Bases 165 to 2234 code for a protein of 689 amino acids. The record is from RefSeq and is a predicted model, not a curated record. Gene Ontology annotation, biological process: signal transduction. The transcript is spliced from 13 exons.
CACACAGACACACACUCAAAGAGCACCCUUUCACAGGAAGAGCCGCUAUCACUUCUCUGAUACACACACACAGAGGAAGCACUGACACUGAACCUCUCACCAUUGUUCCAUAAACAGGAGUUGCUCCACAGAUGGAUUGACUCCCUCUUUCAAGAGUUUGACUGAUGAAAAAAAGUGGGCUGUUAUUUGUUGUGUUUGCACCUGAUCUAAGAGUCUACCCCGGGAGUGUAAUAGUUUUGUUCUACAUGGGAUCGGAUAAACACUCAUCCACAGUCAUGCAGCCUGAGGACCCUGUUCGACAGGACAUGCAGUUCUACUAUGUGGGUGACCAUACGUGGGCUACCAUGCUGGGGCAGAGCUUGAGGCUGCAGCCAGUUCCAAUCCAAAGUCUCUCUGAGCUGGAAAGAGCACGUCUGCAGGAGGUGGCCCUUUACCACUUGGAAAAAAGAGACCUGGAUUUUAAGAUCGGCAUCCCUAGAGAGAUUCGUAAGAGGAGGAAAUCACUAAGGAGAAAGUUUGACUCCUUUUCAAAAGAAAAGAAAGAACGAGAGAAUGCAUCCAAGGCCUUUGGUAUCCCUCUCACCCAAGUAAUCGCAAAUGACCGGGCUCACAAGCAACGGCAGGAUGCAUUGAAAGAGAGUCGUCGGGACUGUCUGGACCUUGAGGCCAGUGUACUACGCUUCCGUGCUGAAAAAUGGCAGCACAAUGGAAACCGGCAGCUGUGCAAUACAGUCUUAACACCUGGUGCUGCCUCCUCACCGGCAGUGGAGGGCCACAGCAAAUCUCUAUCGUCAGCGUUCAUGGAUAACACCUCACGGACACACAGACGGGGAGGGUUGUCUGUAGACUCCAUCUCUGAUCUGGUUGAGAGUCAGUCCAGAUUACUAGAAGCUCUGCAGCUGUCUCACCCCAAUGAGCUGGAGUUGAAGAAGACUUCAGCUGGUCUUACACAGGCCAAGCUGAGUCUCAACCCCAUCUAUAGACAAGUCCCCAGAGUGGUGGAGCGCUGCUGUAACCACAUUCAGACUUACGGAUUACAAACUUUGGGAAUUUUCCGUGUAGGCAGCUCCAAAAAGAGAGUUCGUCAGCUUCGUGAGGACUUUGAUAGUGGGAUAGAUGUCAUGCUAGACGAGGAACACAGCGUUCAUGAUGUGGCUGCAUUACUGAAGGAGUUCCUGAGGGACAUGCCUGACCCACUAUUGCCGCGAGAACUCUACCGUGCUUUCCUGCACGUUAACUUGUUGAGAGGGGCUGAUCAGUUGACGUACCUGCAGCAGUUAUUGUACCUGUUGCCGCCCUGCAAUUGUGAUACUCUACUGAGGCUCCUCACCCUUCUACAUACAGUACAGGAAAACGCACAGAACUCUACUGGCCCCAACAAGGAGGAGAUCUCAGGUAAUAAGAUGACGGCAGCCAACCUGGCAGUGAUCUUUGGGCCCAACCUCCUACAGAAGGAGAGAGGAUCAGAGAGAGAGCUUAGUCCUCAAGCUUUGGGCAUAGAGGAUAGUACAGCCGUCAUCUCUGUCACCCUGCUGCUCAUCCAGAACCACAAACGCCUCUUUACGGUGUCUGCUGAGCUCCAGCAGGAGGUGCUAAUGAGCCUCAUUCAGACAGACCCUGAUGUCAUUGACUAUCUGCUGCGCAGGAAAGUCAGUAGUAGUGGUUGUCCGAUAAUGGAAACAGAGUCUGAUGGAAGGAGGGACACACAGGUGUCUCUGGACUCUGUGAGUCAGUCCAGUGAUGACUUUCUCUUCCCAGAGACAUCUGCAAUUGGAAGCUUGAGCAGUGAGGUUUUCCUCAAUGCUCUUCACCUCAACACCAAUAGAAAACGGUCCCCUGAGGCUCCUGCCAAGUCCAUUGGCCAAAUAAGGCAGUUUCAUUCCCACCACAACCUGCUAAGUCUUGCCCAGCCUUCCCUCAAUGCCCAGAGUGAUAACACUGAGUUCCAAGAGAGUAGACAUGGUGGUUCAAGACAGACCUGGUCAGAAGAGCGCCUUCAUUUCAGUCUGGUACGGCAGGAUAGUGGCUCUCAACCGCAGAGCCCUAGAGAGAAGGGUAUCUGGGUCCGACAGAACUCCAAUGCCUCAUCCACGACGUCAGAUGACAGCAAGCCAAGCAACUUCUGGGACUUUUUCACUGGCAAGGUGUCAGGCUCAGAGACUAUAAUACCGGUGGUCAGAAGCCCCUCACUGCAAAACUUCUUCAACAACCAAUCACAGUGUGAGAAAAAAUAAGUGGAAUGGAAGAUAGAUUUAUUGUUUGAAGAAUAAGAUAUUUUUGAUAUCUUUUGACCAUUUGGAGAACAUGCUCUGAACUAUGAAACAUGUUAUCAUUGAACCACAAGGGGGUGAUAUUUACUGGUGUUCAGCUUCAAAAUUACAUGUCUGAAUUUAGUGUUUCACAUGACUAGGUCUUGGUCCAAAUCCCUGAAUUUAUCUCCUUUACUGGCAGACUCACUCUGUUGAGUUGGAUGGGUAAAAGAAUCAUCAUCAAUCCAGUAUGGUUGAGUAUUUGCCCCAAUAACUAAAAGAUUUAACUGUACAGACUGGGCCUUCAAGUCUAGGUGAGUCUUAUACAAAAUGAUUUUCCUAAAGCAUUGCUUUUCUGCCCACCGUCCAGGACGCAAUCUGGAUUUUUCACUCUAAUCCCAAAUCACUACACCAAACUCAAAUGUAAAUCAACUCAAGAACUUUCUUUCUUAGACUAUAUAGACUGUGCUGAGUUGAAGCCAGACUUUCUUUGUCUACAUCUUGAAGAAAAAUUUAGUAUUGAACUACUCAUUUUAAAAAGAGAGACUCAUUUUUGGCUCUCAAAAGGCAAGGAAUAGCACAGACAUAUGGUAAAAAAGAGACUAGAUAAUAUUUUAGCACAUCACUAUUACACUGCCUUUCUAAACAGCCCAAAUGGUUAAUAUUUCUAAAUAGGAACAGCAUAUUUUACUUUUGAUGUGCAAAAUAAUUAACUGUCAAAAUAGUUACCUACCCGAAAGUGAUCACAUCACUGCAAUCUAUGAUUGCUUGAAUCCACAUGUGUUGUCUAGUUUAAUUACAACACAAAGAAACAGAGACCAUGUGUACCCCUUUGAAGUGGUUGGUGUGUGUUUAUGUUUGUUUUUAUUAGGGACAGGGUGAUCCAGUCCCAUCUUUCAUCCACACUGUCCACUCCAAAACCAGAACAUUCACCUGGUUUACAAUUUGUACAUUGCUUUAUCAAAAGUGCACUUUUUUUCGAAACCAGUAUGGAAUAAACAUUAUUACACAAUGUUAAGGGAAGGGCUGGGAAUGAAACAUAAAACUAAUGCCACUCCAAAUUCUACCUGAAUGUCAGCAUGACAUGGCAUUUGAUUGUAUUCAUCUAAAUUUUGUUUCUGUCUGACUGGUAACGCCAAAACUAGCUAGCACUCUGGUUAUUGUUACUGCAAUCAGUGCAUAAAUGUUUCUAUGACUAUAAACAACAUGAUGCGUGUGUGUUUUUUCUUUUUUUUCCCCCCAAUCUUAUGGCAUUAAUCAGAUCAUUCCAAGCAAACACGAUCACCCAUACAGUUCUGCUACAACAAUCUCCCCACAUAACAUACAACAGCCCUGGUCCACGUCCAAAUCAAGUGUAAAAUGUAAAACAUUAGAAUAUCAAAGAAAAGUAAUAUUUAACAUAUAUAAUUACACAUAAAUAAAAUAAAGAAAUAAAAGAGCCCAAAUAAAUGUUUCUGCUCCCACAACUACUAGAUCACAAGCCAAUUUAAAAAAAGAAAAUAUCCAGUUAAGUUUGCAUGGAGAAGCCUUAUUCAAAUGUAAAGACACAUCUACAAACACUCCUCCAUAGCAUGUGUAAAUGAGUAAUUUACAUGACAAAUGUCAGUUUGACACAUAUUUGGGUCUACUUCAGUUCAGCCAAAAAUGAAAAUUAUCAUUAUUUACUCACCCUCAUAUCCCAGGUGUGUAUGACUUUCUUCACCAGAACACAUUUGAAGAAAAAUAGAAAAAUAUCUUAGCUCAGUAGGUCCUUAAAAUGCAAGUGAAUGGAGAUUUCUCUUGUAAAGCUCCAAAAAAUCACCUACAGUCAGAAUAAACAUCAUUGUUACAACUGAAGCGGUUAAAUUAAUGUCUUCUAAAGCAUCACGAUUGCUUUUGGUGUGAAAAAAUAUAAAUAUUUAAGUACUUUUUAACUAUAAUCCAAUGCUUCAGGAGAGGCUGGAGUCAAAGCGUCCUCUCGUGUGAUGUAUUCGCGUUACCAUGGAAACAGAUGUAAUCUCACAUUCCCCACUCGGUUGAGACAUCCAGGAUAAGCACACAAACGCACCACUGUGAGUAAAGAAACAGAAAUACAGAUCUAAACCAAAACCAACCUAGGUACUGUACAGUGUUCCUUCUCACUUGUAAACAGCGCUGCUCUUCCGGUUGUGUGUCACGUGCAUCAGGUCUUGCAUGUUUCAAAUGCCAAUGUAAUUACGUCACACGCGCAUACUGCUGCCCGGAGGCAUGAUUUAGAGUAAAAAAAAAAAAAGAAAAAAAAAAA